This is a messenger RNA of Scylla paramamosain (green mud crab), 2882 nucleotides long. Its product is annotated as putative glutathione-specific gamma-glutamylcyclotransferase 2. Bases 476 to 1042 code for a protein of 188 amino acids. Gene Ontology annotation, molecular function: gamma-glutamylcyclotransferase activity; glutathione specific gamma-glutamylcyclotransferase activity. Gene Ontology annotation, cellular component: cytoplasm. Gene Ontology annotation, biological process: glutathione catabolic process. NCBI's taxonomy places the organism in Eukaryota, Metazoa, Arthropoda, Malacostraca, Decapoda, Portunidae. The record is from RefSeq and is a predicted model, not a curated record. The transcript is spliced from 5 exons.
ACACAUUGACUAAAGAAUGACAGGUCUUACCAACACCAAAGCUACAUAAAACAGUCAUAAUGGUGGUAACACGGUGGAUGAAUAACAAGGGGUGUAACACGGGUUUCUGCGAAUAUUGCUAGAGUUGAAAGUACAAGUUAUUCUAAGUACAAAAUGUUUUAUGCACAUGUGUUUUAUGGCCUUGUUUAGCUGUUAUGAGCACAUUUGCAGUGGGCACUGGAGUGGACAUUCAUUGCAGGAUGUGUUGACGCAGGACGGCUUCAGUAAUAUCCCAUAAUGAGACAGGGUUGUGUGUGAUGUCUCUUAAACACUGUCAUUACAUCGCAUUAGAUCAGCCUUGAGAGGUCCACUUCCACCACCGAGCACAAGGAAAGGAUCAGCAGCAGUGUGCCUCUGCACAAGGUUAAUGCUGGUGCAGCACAUCUCACUACUUUAGCACGCAAAACUGCUCUGAUCUCUACCAUCAUUCAGGGAAAUGUGGAUCUUUGGCUAUGGGUCCCUCACAUGGAAGGUGGACUUUCCUUACAAGCAACGAGUUGUGGGCUACAUCAAGGGAUAUUCUCGCAGGUUCUGGCAAGCUAGUGUUGAUCAUCGCGGAGUUCCAGGCAAGCCUGGCCGUGUGGUAACAUUGGUUGCUUCUGAAAAUCCUGAGGCUCAGGUGUGGGGAGCAGCCUAUGAAAUCCCUCCUCAGCAUGAGGCAGAGGUAACAAAGAAGCUUAAUAUCAGAGAGCAACGUUUUGACACCCGUCGGGAGAUGGCCAUGUAUGGAGCUGGGGGCCAGAAGCUGCCUCAUCCAGUGAUGGUGUUUGUGGGCACCAGUCAGGAAGAACUGUUUUUGGGGGAUGCUCCUCUGGAAACCAUGGCCAAGCAGAUAUCAGAGUGCCAGGGUCCAUCAGGGCCAAACUAUGAGUACCUCUUUCAUUUAGCUAAAUUCAUGAGGAUGGAGGUGCCAGAAGCCAAGGAUGAGCAUCUGUUUCAGUUAGAGGAAGCUGUUAAGAACCUGCUUGUGAAUACUAACACGAAUUUUGUUUCUUCCUCAUGAAUUCCUUGGGCCUAAUUAUUGCCUUAAUUUCUUAUUUUGUACAUAGUCUAUAUACAAACAAGUACAACAUUAUACAUGUAUAUGCAUAUAUGAAUUAUAUCAUAACUGUGAUAGCUAGGUACUGUUGCUGGUGAUAAUUUAUUUGUUCACAAUGUAUCUCUAAUACCUACUCACUUAUAGAGCUUGUUCUCUUUAGGAAUGAUGGGAGUCAGUAUGAAAUAACUAAUAAUCUAUCAUCAGAUAUUUUCUUGCACCAUUACUUUCUUAUGUAUGUAUGCUCACAUAUAAGUAAUCAUAGAAGGCAACCUGUGGGAAGUCAAAGAAAAAAUAAAUUUCAAUAGUAUAUAUAUAUGCAGAGAUUACAGGUACUGUUGUUGUCAAUAUUAAGUGUAAAUAAAUUGCAGAUGCUUGUGGAUGCUGGCAUUUUAUCAGUCAUAUGCUUUCAUUCACUGCUUUGCUGCAUUACCUUUCUAUCUAUAUCUCUGACACCUUGUGCCCCUUUAGAGACUUUAUUCAAGAACAAUCAUGCUGAAGAGUCUCCUCCAUUUUGUGUUCUGGCAUUCCUGCUGAGGCACCAACAAAGCACUUGUGCAAUGUAGAAUAGACACAGAACUUGAUGGAAAUACAGAAAAAAGUAUAUGCUAAGGUUCAAAGGGAUUUCUUCCUGAGCCUCAGAAGCAUCAGCGGUUAUCAGUGCCACAUUACUGGGUUCAUAGCACAGCUUUCUAUAGACCUGCAUCUUAAACAUAGCAAUAAGAGUGUAUGCUAAAACCUUGCUAAGUUGGACUAAUUGGAGGGAAAAGGCUGAUGCAACUUAGCUGAAAAUCCAACUUAAUCAAACUCAAUACUGCAUUUAAGUUUCUUGACCCCAAGCUAUUCAGCAAGCUUUCCUGCAGCAUGCUGGAUGUCCAGGCUGCGCACUGUUACCCCUUCAGCUCUUUCUUUGCACAUACUAUUUGUAGACAAGUUUGUCAUGGUUUUUGUGCUGUGCCUUCCUCACUUUAUACAGGUUCUUUCCCUUCCCUUAAAAGUGUUCAACUUAACCUGUAUCUAAUGUAAAGGAGUCUGACUUAAUGAGAUUUUAUUUUACAUAUAAUGUAAAUAAGUAAAUUAUGUAAAACUGAACAGUCACAAUUAAGAGCUUAUUCAUUCACAUCAUAUCACUAAAAGCUAAAUAAUGUUGAAAUGUAUGUGUACAUCUUCAUGAAGAACAAUUAAAUACAGACUGUAUACCAUAUGUACCAUCAGUUUUAUGCAAUAGUGCUUAAGAUAUGUAUUUGCACAUAUUAUGUAGCAAACCUAUACAUAAAGAGCACAGAUAGAUAGAUAGAUAGAUGGAUAGAUAGAUAUUUUAUUGACCACACCAAAAAAUAUAAUAUAUAUAUAUAUAUAUAUAUAUAUAUAUAUAUAUAUAUAUAUAUAUAUAUAUAUAUAUAUAUAUAUAUAUAUAUAUAUAUAUAUAUAUAUAUAUAUAUAUAUAUAUAUAUAUAUAUAUAUAUUACAAAGCAUGGUCCACGAAAAGGUGCAUAUUGUUGAUGACAUUUAAUUUUAAUCCUAUAUAACCAAGAACUAUUCAGGAAUAAAUCAUUAGUAUUCUGUAAAUAAUUUUACAUGCAUCAUCAUCUCCCAUUCGACCAAACAACAGACCAUGAAUACUAUUAAUUUUUUAGGUGUUAUGAACCUCAGUUGUUAAGGGACACUCCACAACGACAUGUUCUUCUGUCUGUACCUUGCCACGAGCGCACAGCCUCUCAUCGACUGACAGAUGGCUGCAUUCCCUCCUAUUCCAUCUGCCUGUCUCUAUCGCUAAUGAAUCAGAUAAUACAUGAAAGCGAGAGAA